CGGGGCUAAAGAUAGGCCGCGGUGGAGCGGGCCGGGGAAGGAGGACUAAAAGGAGAGUGGACCUCUGUGACAGAACAGGACCCGCUCAGUGCGAUAAGGAGUUAACGACACGGGAGCUCAGAGACCAACGGAGGCCAGAUCACUGUCUGAGGGUCCAAUCAGUUACCCACAAAUGAGCCUUUUAAUGGGGAAUGUUAUUUUGGCUUCUUUUGUGCUUAGAGCAGAACUGGACUGGGUGAGACUUCAUGAACGCGGCACCUGCAGACUCUGGAUCUGAAAAAGGACUCGACCUUAACAAAUAAGAAAAACAUAGAGGCUAAAAAAACGUAAGCGUGAGAUUCAAAUGAAGAGAAUCACAUUUGAGUGGUGACGACUGAGUCAGUGAAGAGGGACAGCAGCAGCAGCGAAUGUCAUCUGGCCUUAGCUGGGGCGGGGGGCUUCGCAGUUUAAAAUGGUGUGAAUAUGAUAGCCAUCAGUACAGCUUAUGCAAGUGGGGAUCCGUCUGCACGGCCGCACGGUGACAUUACAGAGGAGCGAAUCUGAGGGAAACACGACGGCGCCACUAUUUUGGAGCUCAACAAAGCGCACGGCUGCGACCUGGGAGUCGAAGGGACCGAGUCUCUCUCUCGCUGCAUGAGCGAAGGAGUGGGGAGAAGGAACGGGUUUACCCUCGGAGGGGUAAAAGAUGACCGUGGUGCCCCCGGAGAACCACGAAGAGACCGUCGCCGCCACUUCUGCGCUACGAGACGCUGGGAGCUUGGAGCCGGCGGAGCAGGAGUGCAGCGAGAGGGUGGUGAUCAACAUCUCGGGCCUGCGGUUCGAGACGCAGCUGAAGACGCUGUCGCGCUUCCCGACCACGCUUCUGGGGGACCCGCGUAAAAGGAUGCGCUUCUUCGACCCGCUGAGGAACGAAUACUUCUUCGACCGCAACAGGCCGAGCUUCGACGCCAUCCUCUAUUACUACCAGUCGGGCGGGCGGCUCCGCAGGCCCGUGAGCGUGCCCGUGGACAUUUUCCUGGAGGAGAUCAAGUUCUACGAAUUUGAGGACGAGGUCAUAGAACUGUUCCGGGACGACGAAGGCUUGGCUCGGGAGGAGGACCGCCCGCUGCCCAACAACGAGUUCCAGCGCCAGCUGUGGCUCCUGUUCGAGUACCCAGAGAGCUCCGGACCCGCGCGGAUAAUUGCUAUCGUGUCCGUUAUGGUCAUUUUAAUAUCCAUUAUUAUAUUUUGCUUGGAGACGUUGCCGGAGUUCAGAGACGUCCCCGCAGUGCAGGACAACCCAGGCAACGGCAGCGCACAGGGCACCGCGGCCCACCUCUUCACGGACCCGUUCUUCAUGGUGGAGACCCUGUGCAUCGUGUGGUUCUCGUUCGAGUUCACCAUGAGGUUCCUCUCGUGCCCCAGCAAAGCGGUCUUCUUCAAGAACAUCAUGAACCUGAUCGACAUCGUGGCCAUCGCGCCGUACUUCAUCACGCUGGGCCUGGAUCUGGCCGAGCACCAGGGCAGCAGUCAGCAGGCGGCGUCGCUCGCCAUCCUGAGGGUCAUCCGUCUGGUGCGCGUCUUCAGGAUCUUCAAGCUUUCCAGACACUCCAAGGGUCUGCAGAUCCUCGGCCAAACGCUGCACGCGAGCCUCAGGGAGUUGGGGUUGCUCAUCUUCUUCCUGAUCAUCGGCGUGGUCCUGUUCUCCAGUUCCGUUUACUUUGCGGAAGUGGAAGACCCCGACUCUGUAUUCACCAGCAUACCGGAUGCGUUCUGGUGGGCUGUGGUGACAAUGACCACCGUUGGUUAUGGAGACAUGUAUCCCUCCACCAUAGGCGGAAAAUUUGUUGGAUCUCUUUGCGCCAUCGCAGGAGUGCUCACCAUCGCGUUGCCCGUUCCCGUUAUCGUGUCAAACUUUAAUUAUUUCUACCACCGGGAGAACGAGGAGGAAGAGAACGUCGCGUACGUGCACGUGACCUGCGGACAGGCCUCGUUUGGUGAAUGCGACUCGAACAAAAGUAAACAGUCGCUCUCCAAGACGGAGUCCUACCAGGGGAGCGACGACUUGGAGACGCUGACUGAUCCGAACACGAACCCAGUGGAGAUUUACACAGGGAAACUGACGGACGUGUAAAGUACUGUGGGCGGUGGCGCCGAGGUCAGAAUAAAUGAUCUCCCAGCGCCCUCCUGUGGACGAUGGGGGGUCCUACACACAUUGGCGGCGUUGCCUUGUUGUUACAGCUGGCGUGCACUCACUGAGCCUUACACCCUGGAGAUCAUGCUGUGUGACUCAUUACGAGCCUGUGAAGGUGAGCUGCCUCCGCGUUCUCUCACCCCCUUACUGUACGUUAACACAGUGGGUUUGUGUUUGUUUGCAGGAAGCAGACGAUGAGGCCAAGUGUGGCAUUCUGUUCUUCUCCAAGAACCUGGAACUCUCAUGGACUAUUCCUGUACGGCCAGUGAUGUGGCCUACAGAGAUCUCAGGACGGAAACGCUCGCAAAGUGCAUGUGUCACCACUAGAAAAAAGGAAAUUCUUAAAUGACCAGCGUUCCUUGUGUAAAGGUGUCGUGUAAAUGCAGCAUGUUUGUUUUUUCCCCUCUUCUUAUGCAGCGUUUAAUGCACAUUUGGAACCUUAACUUACCUCUGUGAUGUAACAAACUUUCAGAUUGCUUUGCUGCUCGCUGUAAACAACUUGGCUGGAGGAAACGUCUGCAUGACAUCGAGUCUUUAUGAACUUUAAAUACAACAAAAUUUUUAUUUUUCUAACUUAAACACACCUGUAAACUUCACUUCAUGUUUUUUUAUAAAUAAACAGUGGUACAGAAAACAGA
This is a messenger RNA of Betta splendens (Siamese fighting fish), 2811 nucleotides long. It is a transcript of the gene kcna6a, whose product is annotated as potassium voltage-gated channel, shaker-related, subfamily, member 6 a. Gene Ontology annotation, biological process: potassium ion transmembrane transport; protein homooligomerization. The record is from RefSeq and is a predicted model, not a curated record. Gene Ontology annotation, cellular component: voltage-gated potassium channel complex; membrane. Lineage: Eukaryota; Metazoa; Chordata; Actinopteri; Anabantiformes; Osphronemidae. Bases 686 to 2113 code for a protein of 475 amino acids. The transcript has 2 exons. Gene Ontology annotation, molecular function: protein binding; delayed rectifier potassium channel activity.